CCAGCGCAUCCCAAAGCGGGCAGUGAGCGAGGAUACGGAGACUGGCGUGUCGCAAAACACAGAGCUGGAUACAUAAAUAUACAAGGAUUUGUUUUGUUUUGUUAGUAAGAUGGAAGAUAACAGAUAUAUAUCAACGUGAAUAAAAGACGCGGCUGGGUUUCCACUGACUGACCAUCAAAGCACAGCUCUGCUGAAAACCUGUACUAUUCUCUCUCUAUGGGGAAGCUAGAAGAUGGAGGACAAAAGCCCACGUGUAGCGGACUACUUUGUAGUGGCAGGUCUCACUGAUUCCUCUGAGCCUUUCGAAGAGGAUAUAGCAUGCGAUGAAAGCUGCCAGAGAAGCUCAGGCCAAGCCGAGGCACCAAUCACAGAUGUAGCGGUGGUGUUUCGCUCUCAGGGCGAGGAGGUGCCACAGGGUUACACCUGCAUCGAGUGCACUCCCUCGGGCCUUCCUGCUGAACUGAAUGGAGGCAGCAUCAUGGGCCCACAGAUUUUCCUGUGCUACAGGCGAGGACGAGACAAGCCGCCUCUCACUGACCUUGGCGUCCUCUAUGAGUGGAGGGAGAAGUUGAAGCCGGGAUGUCACAUCAUCCAAACCACACCUUUCGGUCGCCCUGCCAACAUCAGCAGCUCUUCCUCACAGAGAAUCUACAUCACAUACCGCCGUGCGCCUGAAUGCCAUUCUCAUGCCACGUUGGCCGUCACAGACAUUUGUCUUGUUGUUCCUGGCAAAGGAGAAACACCACCUUACGCCUUCUGCAAAGUGGACAAAAACCUAAACAGCAGCAUGUGGGGCUCCUCUAUGUACCUGUGCUACAAAAAGUCUUUGGCCAAAACAAACACUAUUGCAUUCAAAGCAGGCCUGCUGUCACGGUACCCAGAAGAGGACUAUGAGUCGUUCCCUUUGCCCGAGUCAGUGCCCCUCUUCUGUCUGCCAAUGGGAGCAUCCAUAGAGUGCUGGCCCUCCCGGACGAAAUACUCUCUCCCUGUAUUCUCAACAUUCGUUCUCACUGGAUCUUCUGGAGAGAAGGUUUAUGGUGCAGCGAUCCAGUUUUACGAGGUAUACCCAGAAGAGCGUUUGACUGACAGACAACGCACACAACUGGGCUUACAAGCCAGUGGUCCAAGUGCUGAGGACUCAAUGAUGGUCCACACCAACAAAAGCAUCUGCCUUCUUUCUCGCUGGCCCUUUUUUGACGCUUUCCGCACAUUCCUCACCUUCCUCUACCGCUACUCAAUUUCUGGGCCACACACAUUGCCUAUUGAGAAGCAUAUCUCUCAUUUUAUGCACAAAGUUCCUUUCCCAUCUUCUCAAAGACCACGAAUUCUGGUCCAGUUAUCUCCACAUGAUAGUCUCAUGCUGAGCCAGCCUGUCUCCUCCCCUCUGUCUCUGAGUGGUGGAAGUCUCUCCACAUUGCUGCUAAACCUGGGUCCUAAAAAUGCAGUGAGUCUGCUGGUUCUAGCUGUAACUGAACACAAGAUUUUGGUGCAUUCGUUGCGGCCAGCUGUUCUAACCAGUGUUACUGAGGCCCUGGUGUCGAUGAUCUUUCCCUUCCACUGGCCAUGCCCAUACAUUCCCCUGUGCCCGCUGGCACUUGCCGAUGUACUCAGUGCUCCAUGCCCCUUCAUAGUUGGUGUGGACUCACGCUAUUUUGACUUGUAUGAGCCACCGGCUGACAUUAGCUGUGUGGACCUGGACACCAACACCAUCUCGCACAAAGAAGAUCGCCGAGCCCUGACAUGGAAGAUCCUGCCAAGGAAAGCUUGCAAACGUCUAAUCAACACCCUCAGCAAUCUCCAUCAGCAGCUCGUGCAGGAUUAUAUGAUGAGUCGUGAGGAAGGCCAGAUAGACGUGACCAUGAGCGAGCGUGACCCUGGCAGCGGGGGGAAGAGUCUCCAGUCACUGGAGCUAGAGAUCCAAGAAGCCUUCCUGCGUUUCAUGGCAGCCAUUCUUAAGGGUUACCGCUCCUACUUGCUGCCUAUUACUCAGGCUCCUUCGGAAAAAGCGACUGACGCCAGCUCUCUCUUUGACCUGCAAGGGUUCCUGAAGAGUCGUGAUCGCUCCCAUCAAAAGUUUUACUCUCUCAUGACCAAGACUCAGAUGUUCAUCCGCUUUAUUGAGGAGUGCUCCUUUGUCAGCGAUAAGGAUGCAAGCUUGGCGUUUUUUGAUGACUGUGUAGACAAGCUCUUUGGCACAGAAAAGGGAGGAAAGGUGGACAGUGAGAGACUGGAAGACAGCAGGCUUAUUGAGCUGGACAAAUCACAACGGAGUGAGCACACAGUAUUCAUCACACCUCCAGAGCUUCCACCUGUGCCUGAGGGAGAGGAGCCCUCCAUACUUUAUAGCUACAGUGGCUUUCCCGUGCUGAACGCUGAACUCUGUGAACCCCAGGAGGGCCCUGGCAUCCCUAUGGUAACCACAAACUCCAGACACACCAGCCCUGGAAGCCCAGCCGCCAUUUUCCGUCGAUCCAAACAAGAGAUUAAAUCAGCCCAGCGCAUGGCCAAGACCUAUUCAUCCAUACCUCACAUGUGGUCCAAGUGUCUGCUGCGCCACUGUCAUGGCCUGUGGUUCAUCUGCCUGCCAGCCUAUGUAGCAGCAUGCCACUCUAAGGUGCGGGCACUCCGAGCUGCUUACGAUGUCCUUAGGAUGAUGCAGGACAAGAAGCUGCAGCCACCUGAUGAGGUGUGUUACCGGAUCCUGAUGCAGCUCUGCGGGCAGUACGGGCAGCCGGUCCUGGCUGUUCGGGUGCUGUUCGAGAUGAAGAAGGCCGGAGUUCAGCCCAAUGCCAUAACGUACGGAUACUAUAACAGAGCAGUGUUGGAGAGCACAUGGCCUUCCUCCACUAGAGGGGGCUAUUUCCUGUGGGGUAAACUGCGCAAUGUUGUUCGGGGAGUGGUGCAGUUCAAACAAGUGUGGAGGAGACAGGCUAGUCAUGCCAAAGAUCCACAUCUCUCAGACGCCAGUGAUCUGGACAGCGUAAGCCACGGCAGUCUGGACAGCACUAAUGACUCAGCAGAGCGUGCCUCUAUCGAUACUGACUUCACCAAAAUGGAUUCCAGUGACGAUGGAUCCAGCACAGGUGGACAAUCAGAUCAAGGUUAUGACUCUGCGGGACGGAUGGGGGGAGGAGAAGAGCAGGACGGCUCUCCUCACAUGAAGGAGAGAGACAUCAUUCCUCUGUCCAAGACAGGAACAUCUAUCAAAAAGGACUCAUCUGCUGCACUGAGAACCCUUCAUCCCUCAGAUGUAAGAGAUGCUGCAGCUGUACCUAAACGUCCCAACUCAUUGGACAUCUUUGGAAAAAAUCCUGUGAGGCCCUGUACGUUACAGCUGACUUCUGAUCAGCCUCUGACCAACUCGAAAGAUUGUAAACCUAAGCAAGAUUAUCUGGAUGAAGAGGAGGUAGACGAAGCAAAAGGCACAACAUACCCACUCAAAGCUGCUGCAGAGAGGAGCACAAGUUGCACAGUUGCCCUGGAGACAAGCAUAAGCAAUGCACGCUGCAGUGUGGCACGUAGUGUGAGCUUUAGCAGCACUCAAGGCCGUAUGCCACCACGAACAGGGAUCGAGUCUGGCUUUGAUCCGUUGUCCCUUAUGGCAGCUGAGAGCCAGGACGGCAAGUCGGGUGAGCCAGGAGAGAUGGACGAUGCCCCUGGAACACGGCGUCACCUGGCUAAGGAGAUCCAGCUACACAUGGAGAACCUUAGCAGCCCUGUGAGUCAGCGUUCUCUCAGCACAGAUCUACGCAGCAUUCAGAGCCCCUCACCGCAGAGCUCACCCCGGCAGACUGCUAUGCCAGGUUCACCAAGCACCCCGUUGCAGCCCCAGCCCCGGAGCAGAUUAUUCUCUUCACCCUCACUACCACUGGGAUGCCCACGGAAAGGCAAGGAAGCACGGCCCACCUCAUUAGUAUCACCCUCCUCUCCCACCCCUUCUGCCUCCUCUUUCUCCAUGGAAUCUCUGCUCACACCCACACUAGACAUCUUUAGGAGCAGCUUCAUGUCAGCAGGCAAGGGCGUGGCUGAGAAAGCCAGUCGUCUCUAUUCGAGGCUCUCCUCUCAAACUUCUAUUGCACAAGACCUGAACUCUGAUCGGGUCAGCGUGUCUUCACUGGGCUCAGGAGAGCCUGACUGCUCCUCUCUGUUCGAGGGUGAACUUUGUCCUGACCCAGAAGGUCUUUCCUCCCCCCAGAGAGACUCCUCUCUCAGCGUCACUCCCUUUAAGAGGAGUCCAAACAGGAACAGUCGCUGCUUAGAGAGUCCUUCGGCCCCUCCAAGGCUUUUCCGCCAGGCCUCUCUCCUUGGAUCAUCACUGGCAGUGGUGAAAGCCCCACAAAUCCCAGAUGUAUGUCCUGAUGCCAACCUCACACCAUCCCAGCAGAAUUAUGACAUAGAGUUGCGCAUGUCCAGUUGCUCACGCUGCAACACUUGCGAGUGUCUGGCAUAUGAUGAGGAGAUCAUGGCUGGCUGGACAGCUGAUGAUUCCAAUUUGAAUAGCACUUGCCCUUUCUGUGGCUCAGCCUUCUUGCCCUUGCUUAAUGUCGACAUCCAAGACCUGACGAGGCAGGACAGAAUUCCUUUUCAAGACCUUCCUAGUUCUUAUACGGAAACAAAAGAUGCUUCAUGUAUGGAUGAAGAGCCAAGCAGUAAAUCAUCAGAUAAUGCCUCCAACACUGCUAGCAGUAGCACAGCACCAAUCACCGUUCCCUACUUGAGUCCUCUGGUGCUGUGGAAGGAGCUGGAGAGCCUCUUGGAGAACGAAGGCGAACAUGUUAUCUCCUCACCAGCCAUUGUGGACCACCACCCCAUUGUCUUCUGGAAUCUGGUUUGGUUUUUCCGCAGGCUGGAGCUGCCCAGCAGCCUGCCAGCCCUCAUCCUUAGCUCCAAGCACUGCAGCCAGAGCAUGCAGACUGAUCCACAGCCUCUCCAGAGCAACUCCUCAGAGGACAGUAAGAAUGUGUUAGUCCAGAUUUUGUGGGACAAUCCCAAACUGCACCAGGACCCCAUCCCUCCCUGCUAUGUGCUGUGGAAGACAUACUGUUCAAACUCUAAUGCUUGCGUCCCCACUAUGCUGGAGGAGGAACAGCCUGUGACCCUGGAGCUUGUCCAAAGUGUUGUCAGGAGCAUUCAGAAGAACGAUGUCUUCCAGCCAAUGAGCCAAAUACUUCAGCUGCUUGGUACCAGGCUGGGAUUCAUCAGGCAGCGGAGCCUGUAUAGAGAUAUCUUAUUCUUGACAUUGGUAGCACUGGGCAAGAACAAUAUCAACAUUGACGCUUUUGACCGUGAGUAUAAGUUGGCGUAUGAUCGACUGACCCCCAGCCAGGUCAAACUGACACACAACUGUGACCGGCCACCUGGCGCUGGAGUCAUGGAGUGUAGGAGGACUUUUGGGCUGCCGAGUCUGUGAUUUCUCUCAUCCUGCGGUUUUCCCACUACUUCUAUCUUUCCGUCCUUCACUUGGUGGAAGAGAUGUGAAGUCUGAGACAGCCAAAGAAGAAGAAUUCACCACUACCAAAGCUACCUCUGGCUCUGAGCAGGGCCAUGUAGACACUUAGAGGCAUUUCCAAGCUCUCUGGUAAAUCCAAUGUGUGUGGCCUGUUCCCAUUCAAUGUAUACCACCAUUUAAACACUAUGUUAUAUAUUGUAAAUGCUUCUGUUUACAUCAUGUUAUCUCCUAAACUUCAACAUCCUGCACAUUUAAUUUUGGAUUCUCAAGACUCAUUUAAACAUUUAGCCUCACUCAGGUAAUAUUUACUACAGAGGCCAUUGUAGAUUAGGCGCAAUAUCAUCUAGUGCUCAGGUCAUAACAUCACUCAUCACCAUUAAAUGACAUAGAGGGGAUUGCAGAGUGGUUUUGGGACCAGUAGCAGUAUGUAUUGUAUUGUCUUGUUUAGGACCCUUAGUAGAAAAGCACAAUGAACAAACCCCGAUGAGACUUUGAAGUUUUCUCACAUUCCUCUCAGUAUUCUAGAGGCACUUGUAAAUGAACACAAAAGAAAGUCACCUUUUUGUACAUAGCUAAUUAUUCUAUUAUUUAGAAUAUUUGUAUUAUAAAGGUAUAUUUUAAGACUUGUAUUUGCUAUGACUAAGUUGUCUUCAUAUGAAAAGACUGUAUCAAACAGUGUAUUCGUUUUAAUUUGCAAGCGUGUUGUUUAUGAACAUGGUCCUGGAGACCAUUAUGGUGAUAUCUGUGAAGCGUGUUGUCUUUUUGAAUAGGUGAGGUACAGAACUGGACCAAAUUGGAUGUUAAAUCAUGAAUUACAUGACUGUUUAUGAGAAGUGACAAAAAUGUGACUGUGACAAAGCCUUUAUCAAAGGUCAAAUAAGCUGCAGAACUGGAUAAAGACCAACUAAAAAUGCCUAGAAUACAUUUAAACUUUCCUCUUAGAUGUUAGGGACGUACCAACACUAUAAAUACAGGUUGAAAUGAACAAUUUCUUUGCCCCAUAAACUGAUGAUUUUUUAUUUAUUUUUUUGCUUUUAAUUAAAAGAUAAUAUGAACAGUUUGUUAGUUCAGGUCCUAUCAGUCGGGUUCUGUGUUUUCAAUGUUUGUUUUCUUUUUUUUUUUAUGUCUUUAUGUAAAAUAUGAACUUACACGAACGUUCAAUCCACAUGUACAAAUUUUGAAAAAUGUUUACAAAAGCACAGUGUUCUGCUCUUUGAGUGUUUUAGUUUAAUAUUUUAACAUUUACUUAAUAUAUUAACUAUUGAUGGUACAGUUUGAAAUGGUAUAUUAUUAUGGUACUUGGGAUGAAAUUUACAGAUCUAAAGAGCACAUGAGCAUUUAAGUCUGUUAUAUCUGAGUGAAUUUUAAUGAAAACUGCAGUAAAUAUAUAGGAACAUAGCUUAAUCUUACUUAAUUUGCUUUGGUAAUACUAAUUGGGGAUUACAGUUUAAGGUACAACAACAGUACAGCAACAGCUGCAUGGUGGUGUAGUGGUUAGCACUGUCACCUUGCACCUCCAGGGUCCGGGUUCGAUUCCCGGCCAGGCUCGAUUCCCUUCUCUGUGCGCAUGGAGUUUGCAUGUUCUCCCCGUGUUUGGUGGGUUUCUUCCCACAGUCCAAAGAUAUGCAGGUUAGGCUAAUUGGCAUUCCAUAGUGUGUGUGUGUGCCCUGCGAUGGAUUGGCAUCCUGUCCAGGGUGUACCCUGCCUUGUGCCCUAAGCUUCCUGGGAUAGGCUCCAGGCCCCUGCGACCCUGAAUACAGGAUAAAGUGGUAUAAAAAAAGAGGGAGUGAGAGUUUAAGGUACACUUUGCAUUUCAUUGUAUACCCACACAGUAUGAACUGUAACAUAUUAUGUAUGCAUUACAAAUGAUGUGCGAUGAUUAUGGCUCUAGCUAUAUUGAACAGUAACAUUCCAAAGAAUUAUAGUCUACUCAUUUUGACCAGAUGCUGUGCAAAUUUAUUUAUAAAAAGUUGAUGCCCUGACACUGCCAUUUAUUUAGCCUGUUUUGUAUAUCCUAAAUCCUUAUCUGACUGCAUCACUAAACUCUAAACUGGUGUUUUGAGUGGCAAGCUAAUAAAUUAUAUUUCAGUUUAUGUAAUAAUUUUAACAUUGUUGCAAGUUGGUUUAUGAAAUGAUUUUUUUUUUGUAAGCUAAAGUACUGUUGUGGCCCAAUGCGUUUUACACAUAUCAUUUCUUGUGUCUAUUCCUGUUUAUAUUGUAUAGUCAUUAUUUCGCUAGAUCUUGUUUGGAUCUGCAAAAGUUGUUUAUUAUCUGUAAAUAAACUCACUCAAAUGGUCA
Clarias gariepinus (North African catfish) is the source of this 7747-nucleotide messenger RNA. RefSeq names its product DENN/MADD domain containing 4A (gene dennd4a). Lineage: Eukaryota; Metazoa; Chordata; Actinopteri; Siluriformes; Clariidae. Gene Ontology annotation, biological process: regulation of Rab protein signal transduction. The record is from RefSeq and is a predicted model, not a curated record. Gene Ontology annotation, cellular component: cytoplasmic vesicle. The transcript has 31 exons. The coding region runs from base 233 to 5410 and encodes 1725 amino acids. Gene Ontology annotation, molecular function: protein binding.